CUUCCUCAUUGCAUAUUUGAAGAUCGACUUUGUGAGAAUAGUUUUUUGGGGAAUAGAAUAGAUAAUGAUUUUUACGUCCCUUUAAAACACGCCAAAGGAGUUCAAAUGUCCAUGAAGAGCCACAACAGAGGAUGGCUUUGUGUCGUUUGAAACCUUAGCAAGGAUGCAGGGGGCCAUUGCCCGGGUAUGUAUGGUGGUGGCAGCGGCCAUCUUAAACCACCCCUUGCUCUUCCCCCAGGAGAAUACCACUCUCCUGGAGCAGGACGAGGAGCUGCUGGUCCGCAUGAAAGAGCAUGAGGAGAGGCUGGAGUUGGAACAGAUGCGGCUGGAGAAGGAGCUCUCUCAUCCUGAUGUCGAGGAGCAAAACCUGGACUCAGGGGAGAGCUACAGCUGGUACUUCUGGAGCACCCUCUCCCUAGUCAUCUUUUUCACCAUUGAGGUGUGUAGACAGGACUUGGCUGACAUGGAGGCCCAGUACCUGGAGGACGAGGAUAUGGAUGCUGAGACUGGCUUCAUCAGCUCCAAGACUCUGCUGCUGGACAAGGGCAUCCUGAGCAGCUUCUGUGACCGGUGUAUGCACACCAUGGCCCAUGAGAACUGGAGGGUGAAGGAGUUUGUGGAGGGUUUUGCUGAUGACCUGCUGGAGGCUCUGAGGAGUGUGUGUGGAAGGGAGGCUGACAUGGAGGUAGGGGACUUUGUGGGGGUUGGAAGCAUGUUUGAGUCCUGGAGGGCCAGCAAGCCGCUGAUGUGUGACCUCAUCGUUCCUUUUACCCCUCCCGAGCCAAACUCCUUCCAGUUUAAGCUGUGGUGCAGCCCCUCCAGUGAUGUCCCCCCAGACAUGCAGGGCUGUGGCAGGAUCAAGGUGAGCAGAGCUGGGGAGAAUAAAGAGGACUGUCUCUGUGGCUCUGCCAAUUUCGGGGAAGACAUGCUUUGUCUACUGCACAGAAAUACUGAAAGGCCGAAAGCAGACCAAACCUCAGAAGACCUGCUGUGCUCCAAGAACACUGUCUACCUGGCCAAGGACCAGGUUAUGAAGUGGUUCCAGAUCUCUGUAACCAAAGCCUGGGGGCGCAUAUCUCACAAGUACGAGUUUCAGCUCACUUUUCGCAACCUGGACACUGCUGGGGCCCUUAAGAUCAGGUUCCGAUCAGGGAAGGUUGUGGUGAUGAACAUUAUACCUGUCGUCCAGCUGGAGGACACAAGCGCCUAUUUUGUCCCACAUUUCCCCUCAGAUGGCACCAGCUUCUCUGACACAUACUGGCCCCUAUCCUUCGCUGUCUAUGAAAGGAACUUCCUCAAACAUGUGGCUAAAGGCCUUCCGGAAAAUGCCUGCCACCUGCACUGCCUUCAGAUCCUCACUUUCCUUCUCAAGAAGCAGACAGGCUUGACAGGUAGGAGUUUUCUAACUAACUACCACCUGAAAACAGCGGUGCUCCACCUGUUGCUGUGUAGAGCCUCAUCCUGUUGGGGCCCAGGCUGUCUGGAGCUCAGGCUCAGGGAUGUGCUUGGCUUCCUGCAGAGGAGUCUCCAGCAAAAGAGACUCCAUCAUGUGCUGGUUGGAAACAGCCUGGUACCCACAGUUAUCCAGGUUCCAGAGAUCUUUAGUAGAUCAGAACCCAUUAACCUGUUUAGGUCACUGGUUUUACAUAAGGAACUUUACGCACACACGCUUCGGCACUUCCAGGAGAUGCUCAGGAACGCUCCUGUCCUGAUACAGGAAUACACUCCUGUCUUACCAAAUGGAGAUGUCCACCAUGGACUAGACUCAAGUUUAUAGUUCAUACUUUUAUAUAUUGUUGUAUUAGGAGAUGGGCAUAUUGUCAGUAUGACAUUAUAUGUUACUGAUAUAGAAUAAUGUACACCCGCACUGAAACAAAAGUAGGCAAUGUCCUUUUUAGAUGUUUGUUACAAUGGUUUUGCAAAAAGAAGGAAACAGCGUUAUUUGCAUACUCAUCAUACUUACCUUUCAGUAUUGCUAUUUGACUUUUACAAUAUUUUAUUUACUUUGUUUUGUAUACUUGUUUGUUUUUUACUGUAAACAUAUUUAUAAAUGCAGAAUAUUAUAUAUACUAGCAGCGCAUGAUGUCUUCCACAUCAUAAAAAGGAUAAUUGUGUGUUCAUGGUGCAAUAUUAUCCGAUUCCUUGACUCGACCCCUGUUGUUCUGACAUCAGGUUAUAAGAAUCCCAGCAAAAGGCAUUCAGUAGACAUUCCUUCCUAUAGGUACUUGAGAAACAUGAUAGUGUAUUCUUAGCAAAUUCCUCUUCAUUUGUUUCAUAUCGCUUGCUAAAGUAGGCCUACCUCUUACACUUGCUGCAUUAUAAAUAUGUAUUGUAUUGCAAACAGUUACAUAAAUGGUGAACACUUAAGUUUUCAAUAACACGGAUGGCAGCUAUUAAAAUA
Messenger RNA from Osmerus eperlanus (European smelt), 2401 nucleotides. It is a transcript of the gene itprip, whose product is annotated as inositol 1,4,5-trisphosphate receptor interacting protein. The record is from RefSeq and is a predicted model, not a curated record. The coding region runs from base 164 to 1777 and encodes 537 amino acids. Lineage: Eukaryota; Metazoa; Chordata; Actinopteri; Osmeriformes; Osmeridae. The transcript is spliced from 2 exons. Gene Ontology annotation, cellular component: membrane.